Molecule: messenger RNA, 441 nt
Organism: Arabis nemorensis
Lineage: Eukaryota; Viridiplantae; Streptophyta; Magnoliopsida; Brassicales; Brassicaceae
Source: the annotation of a GenBank genome assembly
AUGACAAUGCUCAAGAACAAACACAUAACCUUCUCAUUGAUUUUGGUGUGUCUCGUUGUGGUGUCUCCAAUGGCUAAGGCUCAUAUCCAAGGGGUUCUCGCAUGCACUGUCAAUGGCAACCUCCCUCUCACUGGGACUUCCGCUCCUCCUUUCGCUAAUGCGGGGGUUCAACUCCAGUGCGGAAGACAAAACACAGUCGUUGCAACUUCGACUACGAACUCUGCGGGAAUAUUCGCUUUACCUUCAAACCUAAUUCAGAUGUUACUUUCUACACUCCUCUCCGAUUGUCGGCUCGUCGUCACAACCCCUCUAGCCACCUGCAACGCCAGUCUCCCUCUCGGCAACCUCGUAUCACAGUUAACCGUCGUCGGAAGCACCGUCAAUGGCCUCCUCAACGUCGUCAAUAUCGCCCCUUCCGGCUUUACCCUAACCACUAAGUGA